Messenger RNA from Plenodomus lingam JN3, 387 nucleotides. RefSeq lists its product as uncharacterized. NCBI's taxonomy places the organism in Eukaryota, Fungi, Ascomycota, Dothideomycetes, Pleosporales, Leptosphaeriaceae. The record is from RefSeq and is a predicted model, not a curated record.
AUGCCGCCCAAUCGCGCCCGUGCUCGGUACCGUCCGUGGACAGUGGCUACCGCCGCUGGCGUCAGCUCGCUCGUGCUUCCUGGCCUGACGCUGGCUCGCUUGUUCGCCGCAUCGCACUCGCCGUACCCGAUGGCUUAUGCAGGGCUGGUUAGCAGUGUCACGUUUGUCUUCUUUGGUUAUGACAAGAUGCAAGCGCGGAACUUGAAUUGGCGGGUCAAGGAGUUGACGCUCCAUGGGCUGGCGUUGGCAGGAGGGUGGCCAGGCGCACUUGCUGGUAUGCAUUACUUUCAGCACAAGACGCGCAAGACCGACUUUCAAGUGCUCUUUUGGGGCAUUGUCUUGCUAUGGGAAGCUCUGUCCUACGCCGUCUGGCAAGGCCUGGUAUGA